UACAUAUAUACAUAAGUUCCCUUUUCCAUAACUAAAAUUAUAAGUUAGAAAUGGAUAGAGUAAGUGAGUUAGCAAGAACAAAGGCAGCAGUAAUCUUUACAAAGAGUUCAUGUUGUAUGUGUCAUAGUAUCAACACCCUAUUUUACGAUCUAGGAGCAAGCCCCGCGGUAUAUGAGCUAGAUCGAGAGGCUAGAGGCCGAGAAAUGGAGUGGGCAUUACAGCGAUUAGGCUGUAAUCCGACUGUUCCUGCUGUCUUUAUAGGCGGAAAAUUCGUAGGGUCCGCAAAGGAUGUGCUUGGUGCUCACCUUAAUGGAUCCCUUAGAGAUAUGCUUAUUGAAGCUAAAGCUAUUUGGUUCUAGACUUUUAGUGUGUAUACUACUAAGAAAAUCAUAUUAGUAUCAAAAGCUUUAUGGUUUUUUGUGA
Molecule: messenger RNA, 423 nt
Organism: Amaranthus tricolor (Joseph's coat)
Lineage: Eukaryota; Viridiplantae; Streptophyta; Magnoliopsida; Caryophyllales; Amaranthaceae
Product: glutaredoxin-C11-like
Exons: 1
Coding region: 51-359 (102 amino acids)
Source: RefSeq, a predicted model, not a curated record